Molecule: messenger RNA, 1386 nt
Organism: Gamsiella multidivaricata
Lineage: Eukaryota; Fungi; Mortierellomycota; Mortierellomycetes; Mortierellales; Mortierellaceae
Exons: 4
Coding region: 1-1386 (461 amino acids)
Source: RefSeq, a predicted model, not a curated record
AUGACAUCUCACAAGAUCGGUACCCUGGUGGCCAUCCCUAUCAAGGGCAGGAAGCUCAUCAAUAGGAGCGGAGGCAAGCAGUCGCCCUUUGUUCAGCUCAAGCUAGGCGAGCAGAAGAAGCGCACCCGCGCCUCACUCAUCGCUUCACUCGAGCCAGAGUGGGAUCAAGAGGCAAGCGACUUUUUAUGGCACCCAUCUUCUCUACUUCGAUUGCCUUGCCUCGUGCGUCUGGAUGUGUUUCAUUCUCAGAUGGAUAUGCACGUUGCUGUCUACGACGAGGGCAAGAAGAACGAACUCAUCGGCGAUGGAGUCCUGCUCCUGCACGAGGUCAUCGACAAGGGCGAGCUCGAUGUCUGGUUUCCGGUCAAAUACAACGGGACUUCGGCGGGCGACAUCUACUUCGAGUUGACCUUCUAUGCCGCGGCACCUCCGCCAGCUGCAGGGACCACCCCUCCUCCCGCGGCCCAGGCACAGAUCCAUACACCCAUCAGACACACCCAGCCAGGAUACCAGGGCGGCCCUGGCAUGCAUCCGAUGUCGCACGCACCAUCAGUCAGCGGUUACGGCAGUCCAGCAUCAGCACCACAGUUCCCCGGAGGCAUGUAUCAACCCGGCUUCAAUGCCACUCCCCGACCACCCUUUGCGCCUACACCUACACAGCCCUUCUCACCGGCGCCUGUACAGUCCUUCUCACCAGCGCCUGCACAGCCCUUCUCACCGGCGCCUGUCCAGCCCUUCUCACCACCGAUUGCACCCUAUGGUGGAGCCCCUGCACCAGGGCAAGGAUUCAACCAGCCAAUUGGAGGAGGUCCGGCCCCGUUCCGUCCACCAGGCGCUAGUCUGUUCCCGGCUAACGCAUCGCCACAAUUUGGUAACUCUACUGCUCCUGGAGGAUAUCCAAAUAUGCCUCAGAUGCCCCAGCCCUUCGCUAGCGGCCCUGGAGGUAACAACAACUAUCCGCCCAACAACAACAUGAACAAUAACAACAACAAUCAUCAACCAAGGUUCCUCAUGCCACAGCACUCUUCUCCAGGAGGCCAACAUAUGAGCCCUGCCCCAAGUUUCCCUCAAGGACCUGGCGGUGGUGGUCCUCCCAACAGCUACCCCAACAGCACACCGAACAACAACUUUUCGAACAACGGACCUCCAAACAGCUAUCCCAACAACAACAACUUCAGCAACAACAAUAACCAUGGCAAUAGCUUCAACAAUAACAAUAACAACAACAACCAUGCCAAUAACUUCAACAGCAACAACUUUAACAACAACGCCAACAACAACAGCAACAACAACAAUAAUAACAAUAACAGGAACCCCAACAACCCCGGAGCAGCUCCAGUGACGCCUUUGAUGCAGUACAACUACAGUCUCGAAAGCUUCCCAUAG